UUCUUUAAAAGUUCAGGACUUUUGUGGGCAUCCUUCCCAUGAUAUCAUUUUAAAUUUACAAUUCAGUUUUGUUCUGCACAAAACAAACUCAUGGGUCUAGAAACUUGGAGAUUUUGAGACAAAAGAGGGAAAGUCCAGUUGAGUACUUCUGCAACGUUUGUAUGGUGAUGAAAAUGAUAGCCACAAAAUCAGCUCUAUGCUACUCUUUUGUAUGUGUUAGAGAAGAGGAACACUACAAGCGGUUUGGGAGCAGGUAUGAGAAAGAUCAGACACCUAACUAGAUCUGUAUGCUCUGUCAGUAGAAUGCACCUCUCUUGCAACACGGUCCUGUAGACAAGAAACACAGCCUUGAAAAUGAACUUGAGCACCAUUUUCCUAAUUAUAUCCCUGAUGAUUUUCUCCUUUGGCCUGAAAGAACCCCUGUCUCAGCCACAACUCAUUGAAACUUGUUCCAACAAAACACUGAUCUGUGAGGUGAAAUCUGGUAAAAACCAAAAUAUCAAAUUCAACAUGUUUGAAAAUGACAAGGAAUUGACAAAUUUCCAACAUGUCUAUAGCAAUGGAAUAUGGAGGGUGACACUCCGAGAAAGAAAACUUUUGGGGAAAUUCAGCUGCAAGGUGGACAAUGGUGUCAGCAAACAACAGACUGAAAAACAAAUCAACUGUUCAGAAUCAGCCUUUCAUAGAAGAGAUAUGUUUGUCAUCCUGUGCAUUGGAGGAGGUGCAGUCUUCAUCAUUGCUCUUGCUCUGCUUAUUUACUGCAUCAGAAAGAAGAGAAGAGAAAGACGAGAAGUGGAAGCUCAGGAAAGAGCACUGCUGCAUGCCCGGAUUGUGGAUGAUGAGUUGAAAAAUCGGAAACUUCCUCAGCCUCCAAUUAAUGCUGUCCCAGACCAGCCACACCACCACCAAAUGCCGCCUCCGCCUCCAUCUGAACUGCAACAACAGGCUAGACCUCCUCUGCCCAGGCCCAGGCCUCAUUAGAAACCACCAUGACACAUGACAGAAAAACCAUAAACAUUCAAGUGUCCCACUUCCUAUACUUGUGCAACAUUUGAUAGGCAAUUAUAAAUUGCCCAGCCCUGAAAUAUGAUUUCUGCAAAGCAACUGUGCUGAAGAUCAGUGUAUAUUCAGUGUCUUAAGGAGAUACCCAAUGAAAGAUGUGAAGACAACAGCCGCAGUCCAUUCUUACCUUGAGAGAUUAAAAACUAUCAUAUAUGGCCACUGAGCUCUGAAAGCGGCUUCCUCUUUUGCUACCUGGAUUUUAUCUUCCUUUGCUACCUUCUACUCUGACAUAUUAUGCCUGCUCUGCUACCUCCACACCAUCCUCUUUGCCAUUCCUUGAAAGAGGGAAGAAUCUGUCAGUUUUCCAGCUUCAAAGCUACUUCAUUCACAGUGCCUGUUGCACAAUGCAGCAUCUGAGAAGGGAUGGGCUUGCACAGUCUUAGGGCAAGGAAGGGGAAAUCUGACCCGUUUCCACCAGAUUUUUUUUUUCUUUUCAGAAUAAAGCAGCAACCUUCUAUGUGUCUCCUCACGGUGUACUCCUUAGUGAUUUCCUACUCUUCUUUUUUCUCUUAUUCCUAUUUCAUUUGACUAUCUAAAGCGCAACAUUUCUGUCACCAGGUGUAAUCCAUUGCAGCAAACUGAAGCGCACAAUUAGAUGCUUGUGGCCACAAGCUUUAAGCACAUUUUCUUAAGUCCAUCUUAUUAUUAAUGGACAAUGUGAAAUAGUGAUCAGUGUUGGACUAGGAGCUGGGAGACCAGAUUUCAAGUCCCAACUUGGUUGUAAAGCUCACUGGGUGACCUUGGGUCAGUCACCAACUCUCAGCUUAACCUAUCUCACAGGGUUGUGAGGAUAAUAUGAAGAGGAGAGUACCUGUGCAUGCCAUCUUGAGAUCCUUGGAAAAAAGGGUGGGAUAUAAAUGCAACAAUAAAUAAAUAAAUAAAUAAAUAAAUAAAUAAAUACAUACAUGCAUACAUACAUGCAUACAUACAUGCAUACAUACAUACAUACAUACUUUCAGAGUAAACAGGAUCAAAUCACAUAAAAGUCACAUUGGUUUCACUAGGAUCAUGACUCAUUAUACAGCCAUGACAGUGGCUGUAUACUAUAGCCAGUGUGGAUUUUUCACAUUCCGCAAUGUUAAAUUGAAAAUACCCCCCUUCCCAUUCUGAUGCUUCCCAUAAGCUCAUUUGAAAACAAAACCAUACAAAACGUAUAGUCCUGAACUCAGAAACGCUUGCUUAACAACCCUCUAAAUUUUCAUGGUGAUACACAAAACAGUCAGAGAGAAUUGAGAGUUCAAAGUCUAAAAAGAGAGAGAAAAACCCCAGAUCCCUUUUGGGAUUUUUCUGUCAGAGUUCUCAUAAUCUGUUGAAAUUCAUUAAAAAUCAGUCAUGUUCACAGAGUACCUGUGAUCCUGAUACUGACCUUGCCCCAUACUCUGACCUUCAUGCAGCUCUGUGAGGGGAACAGGGCAUCUCCUAGCAACUCUGAACACCCUUCACUAACUAAACUUCCCAGGAUUCUUUGGGAGAAGCCAUGACUGUCUGAAGUGAAAUAACAGUCUGGUGUGAAUGUGGCCAGGGACAGCUUUGGUUUAAAUUUGAGUGGGAGGCUACAUGUGUCUGCUGUAGAAUAAAAAGGUGGGGGAAAUGCUGAAAAGCAAUGAUACUGUUCACAAUGUUUUCCUUUUGGAAAGGAAAGGGGCUUCCCCUCUGCCCAGUGCCCACCCAUCCAAUCUCCUUCCUCUUCCUCUCCCAGGUCAGCUUUACCUAUCUUAAGCAUGAUUGCAAGGGAGUAAAUACCACUGAACUCAAUAAGCAUGCAUAUGAUAAAAUCUCCCCUCCCCUCCCCUUCCUUUGCCUCUCCUCCUCCAAUCCCCUUCU
Molecule: messenger RNA, 2886 nt
Organism: Rhineura floridana
Lineage: Eukaryota; Metazoa; Chordata; Lepidosauria; Squamata; Rhineuridae
Gene: CD2
Product: CD2 molecule
Exons: 4
Coding region: 355-981 (208 amino acids)
Source: RefSeq, a predicted model, not a curated record